CUCCUACAAACCUCCCUCCACGGCCUCUCAUUCACACUGCCAUAAUGGUGGUUGAGAUAUUUCCUCCUUACCCGCCGGAGCUGUCCCAAACACAGUUAUCCUAUCUCCUGCAAGCCCUUACAGAUUACUCGCUUUCCCAUGGUUUGACUGUCAGACCUGCGGAAUCGUUUAUUUCGGAAAAGUUGAGCCCGAACGGAGCACUUGCUACUCACGCCCCCAUCACUCUAUUCCCGAGCCCGUUUCCGAGAAGCUGCUGGGAAGCAGGGAGGGCGGUACAGAAGGAUUAUAACGAGCUGUAUGCUAGGGUUGCUGGGAAUGCAGAGUGGCUAAAGAAGACAAUGGUUGAGUGAGUGGAGAAGCGGGUUUUAUGAGACCACGAGGCCAAUGCUAAACGUCAUAGACUCUCCAAGGUCGAUGAUUUCACCGCGAGACUUUACAAAGUCCAUUUGGACGUCAAAGCGGAAGGCUUUGUGCAACCGCUCUCGCUCGGCCUUUUCCGCUCAGAUUAUAUGCUUCAUAUGGCCGCUCCGGAGGGUCCUAAAACUCCUCCCGUGGUUCACCAAGUUGAAUUUAAUACCAUUGCUUCGUCGUUUGGAGCAUUGUCUACUAGAGUCUCGGAGUUGCACAGACAUCUUGCAAAAAUGGGUGCUUACCCUCCCGAUAGCAUCAUCAAACCCGAAAACAUUCCCGUAAGCCCUGCCCUGCAAGGAUUAGCAAAGGGAUUAUCAGUCGCCCACAAAGCCUACGGCAACGGUGGGGAUGGAAGAUCCACAGCCAUCCUUAUGAUCAUCCAGCCGGGGGAGAAGAACGUUUUUGACCAGAGGUGGUUGGAGUACGAGCUCCUCGAAAAACAUAGUGUCCAGACAUACCGCAUUUCGCUUGCAGAUGUCCCCAAGCUCACAGAUUUAGCUUCUAGUACUCAGGCUCUGAUUUAUUCCCCGCCGCACGCUCCCAACACACAGAUUGAGAUCUCUACUGUGUACUUCCGUGCGGGAUACGGGCCAGGAGAUUAUUCCGGGGAGGAUGACUGGGCUGCAAGGACCACCCUUGAACGUUCGAAGGCUAUCAAAUGUCCAUCUGUGAUUACCCAACUUGCCGGCGCUAAAAAGAUACAACAAGUCCUAGCCAUGGAUGGAAUUGUUGAGGGAUUUCUCGCCGAUAAAGGUGUUUCUUCCCAGGUCCGGGGCACGUUUGCCGCUAUUCACCCUCUUGAUAAAUCGCCUGCCGGUAUAGCGGCUCGUAAACUUGCGCUUGAGAAACCGGAUACAUACGUUCUCAAGCCGCAGCGGGAAGGAGGUGGGAAUAAUAUCUAUAGAGGAGAUAUUCCUGGCUUUCUCAAGUCUAUUCCGGAGUCCCACUGGAGUGGGUAUAUCCUAAUGGAAUUGAUUGAGCCGCCGUCACUCGAGAACACCAUCAUAAGGAAUGGCGGACUGAUGAGUGGGGGUGUAGUUGGGGAAUUGGGUGUCUAUGGCGCUAUCUUGUGGAAAGACGGAGAAGGUGAAGAGAGAGGGAAGGGCCUCAAGGAAAUCGUGAUGAACGAGGAGGUGGGGUGGCUGCUCAGAACUAAGGGAAGGGAGAGCGACGAGGGAGGUGUUGCGGCAGGCUUUGGUAGUGUAGAUGCGGUCCUCUUGGUUGAUUGACGUUUUUCCACCAAUUUCUUGAUACCUAUUUCCUUCUUUCAGUUAGGCACUUUCAGGGUUUAGAAUGGGGUACCAAUAGAGAAUAGGACCACGGCUGUGUUCAAUACUGGUAUACCCAUAUCAUUCCCACUUGAUGUGGCAACCCGCCCCACCGGUAGUUCACAUUGAAGACUAAACUCACAAGAGAAAUUCCAUGCCUUAUAUAUCCACGUGCCCUAUGGGUCCGGGAUUCGGGUGUUACCGUGGUUCGGUCAGGAAGGCUGUCACCCGUGCUGUAAGCCCCAGUAGCAUAAGGAAAAUUAGGCUUGUCUGUUGCAAGAUGUGUAAAUGGCUGUGGGUUCUCCUGUUGGUUUUGGAAUUAGAGUUCACCUCUACAAAGGUAUCAUAUCAUACAAGCAGUCUCGAGAGGGCUGAAAAUUACC
This is a messenger RNA of Tuber aestivum (summer truffle), 2062 nucleotides long. Lineage: Eukaryota; Fungi; Ascomycota; Pezizomycetes; Pezizales; Tuberaceae. The record is from the annotation of a GenBank genome assembly.